Messenger RNA from Pungitius pungitius (ninespine stickleback), 2005 nucleotides. Its product is annotated as phospholipid phosphatase 1-like. Gene Ontology annotation, molecular function: phosphatidate phosphatase activity. Gene Ontology annotation, cellular component: plasma membrane. NCBI's taxonomy places the organism in Eukaryota, Metazoa, Chordata, Actinopteri, Perciformes, Gasterosteidae. The transcript has 7 exons. Bases 251 to 1102 code for a protein of 283 amino acids. The record is from RefSeq and is a predicted model, not a curated record. Gene Ontology annotation, biological process: signal transduction; phospholipid metabolic process; phospholipid dephosphorylation.
UACAGUUCCCACAGCGUCCCGUGAAGGCAGCAUUGAGUCACACGGGGCGGUGGCGGUCUCUCGUCGCCCUCCUGUCUCACCUGAGGACCUCCUCGCGAUGACGGCCUGUGAGCAGCUGGGCGGGUGAGCGGCUCCUCGCCCUGUUAGCGAGGCUCGCGCGGCGGAACGACGGCGCCUCGUGCCGCCUGAAAGCAGCCGGGCGUCCCGGACCCUUUGGACGGAGACGGAGAGCAGGAGAAGCACGCGCAACAUGUUUGAAGCGGCGGGGACCCCUCUCGUCGUGCUGGACUUUGUGUGCCUCAUCCUCGUUGGACUUCCAUUUUUUAUCCUCACCCCUCAACACAACCCUUUCAAACGCGGUUUCUUCUGCAACGACGAGUCCAUCCGAUACCCGCUCAAGGAUGACACCAUUUCCUACCAGCUGCUGGGAGGAGUCAUGAUCCCCUUCACGCUCGUCGUGAUUGUCUGCGGCGAGUGCCUUUCUGUUUACAUGUCCCGCGUCAAGAACCAGUCGCUGGGCACCAAGUAUGUGGCGUGUGUCUACAAAGCCGUGGGCAGCUACGUGUUCGGAGCGGCCGCCAGCCAGUCUCUGACGGACAUCGCCAAGUACUCCAUCGGCCGCCUGCGGCCCAACUUCCUGGCUGUGUGCAAACCGGCGUGGAGCAGCGUCCAGUGCAAAGCUGGAGGAUACGUCGAGAACGUCACCUGCACUGGAGACAAGUUUCUGGUAGAUGAGGCCAGAUUGUCCUUCUUCUCUGGUCAUUCAUCCUUCUCUAUGUACUGCAUGCUGUUCCUUGUACUGUACAUUCAGGCCCGACUGAGGUCAGAGUGGUCGAGGCUCCUGCGUCCCACCAUCCAGUUCUUCCUGACUGCCACCGCUGUGUACGUGGGUCUGUCCAGGGUGUCCGACUACAAGCAUCACUGGAGCGACGUGCUCACUGGCCUCCUGCAAGGAGGUUUAGUGGCCAUUCUCACAGUCUUCUGUGUGUCCAAUUUCUUUGAACAGCCAGUGGACCCCGUAGUGUCACAAGAGGAAGAGGCCUCCCACACCAGUUUACAGGAGAAUCCUCCUAACGGGAACCACUACGGCAGCACUGAAUGAGUCAAAGACGAUACUCUAGAGGACCCGUAUACCUUACAAUGAUCACGGAGGACCUGCACCAACGAACUGCAAGGGUUUGAUGGAAUUAACUGGUUGCCGUUUCUGUACAUUUGUUGGACAGUCUUGUCUGUGCUGGGGGGGUUUAGCCUUUUGGUGUUGUUGGUAAGCAUUGAUUGAAGGAAGAAAAGUGCACUAUAGACGACCGUUCUUGCACUUUACGGAGGUAUAAAGGAGCAGAACCGCCUGCAGUGGUUUUUGGUAAGUGAACCGCGUCGCAGUUUGUGGGAUGACAAAACGAAAUACAGCACAUGAACUUCCAGAAAGUUGCUCCUUUUUCAUUUACAGUGUAAGCCUGUUUUAAACGGGGCUGCUCGCGUAUAUUGGUCGGAUGUUGGCAUCGCGAAUGAAUGGAAUUCCUGUAGCCCCCGAAUAUAAUGAGCGUCUGUGUGCGCACUUCAAGCAGCCUUGUAGAGGGCCCGGCACCUGUGAAUAAGAACCUGGACGCUCCAUGAACUUCAGAUGGAGACUGAACUCCGAAAUAAUAUAUUCAUGUUUUGCUACUUGCUGUUAUUUCCCUUUUCUGAUGUUUUUUUUUAAUGUAUGAAAAAAACUAUGUUUUUACGGUUUGUAUGAAGCUAAAUCAGUUUUUAUCAAUAAAAGGUAUUGUUCUGAUCCGUACUGGGGAAAAGAUGUGUGACAAUUAAAGAAAGCUCUGUUUUGCUACUUUGUUCCUGUGUUUUGUCUUUAGAAAAGAGAUGAGUGAGUCUGAAGAUAUCUCGUACGUCUUUUUGUAACACUUUAGAGUCCGGUGUAAGGCCUCAAGGAACAGAAACCUGGGAUGUGAUCCAGUAACCAACUUUGUCUCAGAAAUGCAGAAAUGAAUAAACACUUGUUGGUCUAAAC